Molecule: messenger RNA, 3647 nt
Organism: Tympanuchus pallidicinctus (lesser prairie-chicken)
Lineage: Eukaryota; Metazoa; Chordata; Aves; Galliformes; Phasianidae
Gene: CD40
Product: CD40 molecule
Exons: 9
Coding region: 1074-1922 (282 amino acids)
Biological process (GO): positive regulation of canonical NF-kappaB signal transduction; TRIF-dependent toll-like receptor signaling pathway; cellular response to interleukin-1
Cellular component (GO): external side of plasma membrane; CD40 receptor complex
Molecular function (GO): antigen binding; signaling receptor activity; protein binding
Source: RefSeq, a predicted model, not a curated record
UGCAGCAGCACCCAGACAUCGUCGGGACUUCCCAGGCUGAGCCUGCGAGUGGCGGGCCCAGAAAUCCCCAUGCGUGUCUUCGGCUUCGGCUCUGCCCUCACAGCUCCCUGGGGCUCUGGGUGCACCUGAGUGCAUCGGUUCUGGGAAAUGACAUCAUGGCGGGGAAUGUGGAGUGCAUGGCCUGCGGCCAGGGCACAGCGCGGGGCAACAGCGGGAGGCAGGGCUGCGGGCUGCAGCUGGACCUGGGGUCAGCCUUUGGGACACAGCUGGACUCCUGCAGCACUGGAAGCAGGGCCAUUCCUGCAGCGGUGCCCACGGGGAGGAUGGCGGCACCAUACGCGGUAUCCUCGAGGCUGUGAUGGCAGUGCUGUGCUGGGAUGGUGCUGAAAGUCCCCCCCACAGCACGCGCUGCACGCUGCAAACCUGCAUAUGGGGAAGUGUCCGGAGAGCUUAAGGGAUGGGAACUUCCUUGGGGAUUGCUUUGGGACGGAGGGAAGGGAGUCGGGGCGGUGGGAAGGCUCAGAGCCCUGCUGCUCUUUUGCCUCUUCCCGUAUCGGGUUGCUGUGUUUCUGGGAACUCUAUGCAGAUACCAGAGCCUGUGGGGAACGCUGAGGGGCUCUCAGGACUUUUUAAAAGUGAAGUGAAACCUCACACUUCUGCCUGAGGAAGAAGCUGUUGGGGCCAGAACAAAGAUCUCCUCUGCUUCCCAUGGCAGAUUCCCGCCUGCGGCCGCACCUCCUUCACCCAGAAAGAAGCUGGAAGCAGCUGCAUGCUGAUAUCCACCCGUAGCUCGGCCGUGCCGGGCCGGUGGCGCCGUGCGGGGGGACGGCGGGAAGCGCCCCGGCCCCGCACAGCUCUCGGCUACGCUCCGCGGCCCGGGAAAGUCCCGGGGCGGCGGGGGCUGCCGGUGGGGACUUCGUCGCGGGAGUGCAAGCUCGGUGACUGCAGGAUGGGCGGCCCCUGCGGCCCCUUCCUGGGCGGAAACGGGUCGAGCCGUUAAUAUUGGCUGCCCGGCUCCGCACGGCUCGGUUGGACUCGGGACGGGACGGGCGGCACGGCUCGGAUCGGACCGGAUGGGCGCGGCUCGGGCCAUGGGGCGGCUCGGGCUGCUGGGGCUCCUCUGCGCGCUGCUCCUGGGCUGCGGGCAGCCCGGUGAUGCUGUGAAUUGCUCUGACAAGCAGUAUGAGCACAAGGGCAAAUGCUGCAACCGAUGCCAGCCAGGAAAGAAGUUGGCCUCUGAAUGCAACGACACAGAAAGCUCUGUCUGCACACCCUGUGACAACGGUCACUACCAGCAGAGCUGGACUAAAGAGAAGCACUGCAUGCCCCAUGACAUCUGUGAGGAGAACGCUGGCCUCAUCGUGAAGAGACAUGGAAAUGCAACGCACAACACUGAGUGUCAGUGCCGGGCUGGCAUGCACUGCUCUGAUGCCAGCUGCCAGACCUGCGUGGAGAAUGAGCCCUGCAAGCAGGGCUUUGGCUUUGUGGCAGCCGUGGCUGAAGCCCGGAUGAUCUCACCGUGUGAGCCCUGUGAAGAAGGCACCUUCUCCAAUGUAUCUUCCAAAACCGAGCCGUGCCACUUCUGGACAAGCUGUGAGGAAAAGGGGCUCGUGGUGAAGGUGAAAGGGACGAACACUUCAGAUGUGAUCUGUGAGUCGAGCCGGCGCUCAUCGCUGUCGGUGCUGAUCCCCAUCACAGCUGUGGUUGUCACCUGCCUGGUGGGCAUCUGCAUCUACUGCCUGGUGCACACAGACCUCAGGCGCCGUGGAACGAGGCAGAUUGAGACCGAGGUGCCCAGAGAGCUGGAGACGCAGCAGCCGGAGGAGGUGGACUUCCCGGUGCAGGAGACCCUGCUGGGAGGGCAGCCCGUGGCACAGGAGGACGGCAAGGAGAGCCGCAUCGCAGAGCAGGAGCAGCUGUGAGAGUGCGGGAGCUGCCCCCGACAGGAGCAGCGGGCAGGGCCAGCACUGACCCCCCUGCAGUCGGGGCGGGAGGUGAGCAUCGGCCCCAGCGCGGCGAUGCCACGGGGCACAACCGCCCGCACGUGGGCAGCGCAGCCGGGCCGGGCACCCAGCGGAGUGCUGCGGAGGAGCCGGGCAGGGCCAGAGGUGGGCAGAGCCCGUGGCGGGACCGAGGCGGAGCCCGACGGGAUGCCACGCAGGAGCCGACCCGAAAAGCAGCUCUGCCCGGGGGACCCUCGGUGGCCCCACGCGCAGCCGCCACGGCGGGACCCGGCGGCUCGGUGUCAGGGCGUGACGGUGCCGGCCCGGCGGGGACGGGAUGCGUGGAGACAACAAACCAACCCAAAAAUUCCAGUCCCCGACCCACGCGUGUCCGGAGCGCGGUUCUGCGCGAGGCGGUGCGCGGCCGCUUCGGUGCCAGCAGGGGGUGCUGCGGGGCCGCCGGCGGCGCGGAGCGGGCGGAGCGCUCCCGCACAGCCCCGCGCGGGGGGCGGAAGGGUCACGGCCGAGUGCGGCGCCCUGCGGCGGCCCCGCGCCCCGUGUCCCGUAGCGAUCGCGAGGCGAAGGCUCUGCCGGGGGCGGCCCGGCUCGGCACCGCUCCCUUCGGCCGCCCCCGGCCCCGCCCGACCCCGCGUCGUUCGUCCCCGCAGCGCUCUGCGCCGCAUGCGGCCCCCACCGCCCGGCCCGAGCUGCGAUGCUGCCGGCUGCUGACAUUUCCGCGGUUAUUGCUCCUCUCCGAGCUCUGCCAUCACCGUUACAGUGGGAACAAUUACACUCAAUUAUUCUCCACCACACCGUUGACAAAAAAAGAUGGCAUUUAAACUUUAAUUAUUCUCUCGGUGUGCGUGAGCAGCAUGGCCCGCAGCCCGGGCUGCCCCUCCCCGCUCCUCCAUCUGCACCGAGCGGUGACCCCGGCAUCGUGCUCUCACGGGGGAGGGAUGGAAGGAACCCAGCACCCACCCUCAGCCUGGGGGGGGCUGCAGUCGGAGCCCACCACCCACCACCUGCACACGUGCAGCGUGGCAUCAGGAAGGCAGUAAAUCCCAAAGCCCGGAGCAGCUGCAACUCGGAGCAGCUUUUUCCAUAAAGGCAGAGGCACGUUAUUUAAGGCUGCUCUUAAAACCUAAUGUUAGGUUUAAUAAGGGAGAUAAAAGCAUGCCAGCGGCUGUCCUGCAUCAGCUGCGCGUUGCCGGCAGUGCUGGUGGAUGGCCCUGCAUCCCCACUGCACAGCCCUACCAACAGCCACCCCAGGGAUGCAGUGACCCCACUCCUGGUGACACUGCCAGCAGAGGGCUGGCAUCAUGUGGGCACAAAGCCCUCGGACCCAAACGCGGAGCUCUUGGCCCCAGACUUCAGCUGUGCUCUCUCCCCUCCCUCCCCCCCCCCAUGCUGACCUCUCCCCGCCUGCCCCUGCAUGCAGGGCGUGUGCCAUCUCAUUAGUGUGUCUGUCCCCCAAAGUGAGAAGGGAGAGAGCGUGAGACCUAAUUGAAUGUAACUAAUUAUUCACUCUGCAAAUGCUGUUUAAAUGGGAUUGUGAGGGACAAAAUUACUCAUUCUGAAAAGGGGAGAGAAAGAGAGAAAGACAGAGAGAAAACAAAUAGAGGCGGGUGCUGGAGCUGCAGCUCCUUCUCUCCCCAGAAUACCAAUUACCGGAUGAAGUGAUUGUAUAAAUCUUUACCGAGUGAA